CGCAAAAAAAAAAAGGCCCACCACACUGCUCUUCUCUCUCCUCCCCAGUCCCUACACAGCACAGCACCCCUCGUUCCCUUGCCCUCGCCCGUUUCCUCGCGAAUCUCCCUUGCUCUCGCACGCGACACGCACGCCCGCGCGCGUGAAGGUACGCGGAAGCAAGGGAGAGGAUUCUCCGAAGCGGCGGGCGAGGCGGCGGCAGCGACGUAGAGGGAGAUGGCUGCGGGCGGUAGGGUUUCAAUCCCGGCAGGGGCGCGGCGAACGGUCGCGGACAUCAAGGAGAUCGCUGGCGGCCACACAGACGAGGAGGUCUACGCCAUGCUCCGCGAGUGCAACAUGGAUCCCAACGAGACCGCUCAGAGGCUCCUCCUCGAAGAUACCUUUCAUGAGGUGAAAAGGAAGCGUGACAAGAAAAAGGAGGGUAGUAAAGAGCCAUCUGAUUCUCGGUGGAGACCUGCCAUGCAGGGACGAGGUGGAAAGAGUGGUCGAGGGAACUAUUCUUCACGCACUUUGUCCAGCUCUAAUGAUUCUGCUGGACGAAGUGCUAUUUCUGGAAAGGAGAAUGGAAUAAGUCUGAUCACGGGAAAAGGUAGUGGUUCUACUCCAAUAAUCAAUGCGAAUAUGGAUGUCAAAGCUUCCACUUCCAUGCCAAGUUUGUUGAGUGGUCUUCGCAACGGUCCAUAUCAACCAGUUGAUUCUCCUGCUGUGCUGGUGACAAGUUCUAGUGCUGUUGGUGAUAAGUCUGGUUCAACAGCCUUGGCUGAUCUUACAGGUGGUCUUCCGUUCGAAGAUGUAGUCACUACUAUAGGUCCAAAUUUACUGCAACCAUUGAGACCAGCACCACUGUCAGAUCCUGUGGUUGUAUCUUUUCUCGACUCUCACAGCCUUGGUGACGUUGGUGCUUCCAGACAAACUAUUGGAAUCAAGAAGACAUCAGUUGAACAUAAGGUGGGGCGUGAUCUACCAACAAACAAAGGCUCCUCUGAACAAUCUGUGCCAUCUUCAUUUGGACGAUCCUCUGCUAGUAGACCAUCUUCCAGCUACAACAGUCGUUCACAACAAUCCCAAAAAGUUAUUCCAAGUAAAGAAUGGAAACCUAAACUGACUUGCUCGGCUGCUUCUCAAGCAACCGGGGAUGUUACCAUACAUGAUAAUGCACCUUUGGCUGCUGACGUUAUUCCCCAAUCAGCUCCAGUAUCAAAUUCAGCUGGUACAGAGGAUCCGUUGAAGGUGGACAAAUAUUUCAGUGAUCUACAGUUAUCAGAUAAGCUACAUGUGAUAAUUCCAGAUCACCUUCAAGUUUCUGAAUCUGAAAAGUAUGGUCUAAGCUUUGGAAGCUUUGACGUCAGUUUUCAGCAAACUAUGGGCUCUUCAGAUCCUGAAUGUGUGAAGAGCUCUUUACCGAAAUUCGAUUCAUCUCAUGAAUUGAAUGGCAGUAUUGAUAAGCCUCAAUCAAUGCAAAGAGAUCAGAAUUCAACUUCUACUGUCCAAGAGGAAGCUGGCCUUGUUCCUCAACCUUCUGCAAAGGUAGAAAAUUGUGCACCCUCAGCAGUGGGGAUUUCAUCUAUUGCCCCUAUGGAACCAAAAGAAUGUGAGGACUAUUCAGCCACUUCAGGGGAUCCCCAAUCUACAGCAAUUUAUAGCGCACCAUUUUAUUUGACAUAUGGAUUGGCACCACAAUCACAUGUGUAUCAGAUUGAAAAGUCUGAAUCUCAUUCUCAGUCAAAACAGGCAGUUGAUUUUUCUACAAAGUCGUACCAUCCUGCAACUGAUGCUGAUGAACGGCUGACCCCUUCUCUUGCUGCUCAAGCUGCCCACACAUACGGGAAUAUCCCAGUUGUUGCUGCACAAACUGGCCAGGAUCAAGAGGGGAACAACUCACCUGUGAUUAUUUCAUCUGUUUCUGCUUCGGUUGCUACCCCUGCUGCUGGAGUUCUGUCGGCUUCAGUUGCUAUCCCUCAACAGCCUGUUCCUGUAUUUUGCCAGCCUUUUGGUGUUCAUAUACCACAUCUCCAGACGAAUUGUGUCCCGUACAAUCAUUACAUUUCACCAUUUUUUAUUCCACCCCCUACUCUUCACCCUUUUAUGGGUAAUGCUACAUUUGCUCAGCCACCUUCAACAGGGGCCAUGUACCCAACUCCUGGAAGCGCAGGAGUUCUACCACCUGUCAAAUACUCUGUUCCUUCAUUCAAGCCUGGUGCUAACACUGGGAGCCAGGCAUCUAUUGGUGUUCCUGGUGGCCAUGGAACAUAUGGUUCUAGUCCAUCAGUUUACACUAAUAAUGCACCUGUGUCAUCUGGAAAUCUAACAGAAAAUGACAAUGUUACUUCAUCUCAGUUCAAGGAAAAUAGCAUCUAUAUUGCUGGGCUCCAGACCGAUGGCUUGACUCUGUGGGUUCCUACACCUCGACGUGAUAUUUCUGCUCUUCAGGUCAAUUCCUUCUAUGGUAUGCCCCCUCAAGGACAGCAGGUAACAUAUGCACCUCAGGCUGGUCAUGGUCCUUAUGGAGGGAUCUACCACCCAGCACAUUCUGUGACAGGAGCUGCUGUUCAUCCGCUGCUCCAGCCAUCUCACAGCAUGGCUGGAGCUGUUGAAAUAGUUGGGGCACCUGGUGUUUACCAGCACCCCCAAGCUCAGAUAAAUUGGGGAAGUUACUGAUAGGUCAUGAUAUAUUGUUUCUUUGACUUUGAGUGUCCAUAACGACACAUUUGGCAGAGAGGUUCAAGUUUCAACAUAGGUGAACUUGAUCAGGAGUGUAUAUAUGUUCUCACCAUGGCUGACCUGCAAGGGAGGGUUAUCGCUUCCAGAAGCUUACAGAUUGUUGUGGUUGUGGUUCUAUUUGUAGCAGAUAAUGUCCAUGAAGUUGGUUGAGUUAAUCUGCUCAGAUUCCUUAUUAUGGGCUCUCUAAUACAAUUUUAGCCUCUUGUGCCCCUCCAUCUGAAACUUGUGCAAGGAGCGUGAAUUUUGCUACCUUGUCUGAUAGAGGUUAUAGAAUACUUGAAAUCUGUGAAAUUGAGCAAGUGGAUUUUGUUCUUUCCGCUGCUUACAUGUAAAUUAAAUUUUGGUAGGAUGUGUAACAGCUGUUGUAUUUCGUCUCAGUUGUGGACUUGCAGCUAAUAAGAUUAAAAGUGUUUUGAAGGACUUA
Molecule: messenger RNA, 3145 nt
Organism: Sorghum bicolor (sorghum)
Lineage: Eukaryota; Viridiplantae; Streptophyta; Magnoliopsida; Poales; Poaceae
Product: GBF-interacting protein 1-like
Exons: 11
Coding region: 217-2658 (813 amino acids)
Source: RefSeq, a predicted model, not a curated record